This is a messenger RNA of Mucor mucedo, 1832 nucleotides long. RefSeq lists its product as uncharacterized. The record is from RefSeq and is a predicted model, not a curated record. Bases 104 to 1549 code for a protein of 481 amino acids. NCBI's taxonomy places the organism in Eukaryota, Fungi, Mucoromycota, Mucoromycetes, Mucorales, Mucoraceae. The transcript has 3 exons.
AUAAUAUCCCAAAAAAUACUUGUAUAAGAGCCACGCGUCCAUUGGGAUGCUCUGAUUUUUUUAUUUUGAUUUUAAAAAACCGUAUCCCCAAGUUAUAAACUCUAUGCCUACGCCAAAUAAAACGCGAAAUAAAAAACUUCCCAGUGAGAUAAACUGGUUAAGAAAUAGUAAAAGCGAGAUCUCUCACUUUAGUUUCUUUGAUUUUUUCAAGACUUACACCAAAAGACGAGCACAAAUUCGAUUCUUAGAUGUCAUUAAAUAUGUAGAAGAUCAAGAAAAACAAGCAAAAAUACUUAACAGCUACAACAAAUGGCGCAAAACCAAGGAAGCAGCAAAUUACUGGAAACAAAGAGAUCAGGCGAACAACGGUGAAGCAAAUGAUGAUGAUGUCGCUGCAACUCCAAACCCCAGUUUAACAAGCUCCGAUACAUUGGAAACAACGGAGACUGUGGAAUCAAUAACCUUGGACGAAGCCAAAAAAAUUAUUUCCAAGGGUCUUCAAAUUAACGAUGGCAACACAGACGAUAACUAUCAAGAUAUUUCGAUUUCAUUGACCCGAUUUAAGCGGACUGUAUUGGAGUCGUUGUCAACAUCACUUUUAACAUUUGAAAGUCACUUACAGCAUCUUCUUGCUCUCUCCAAUGUCCUUCUUAUUGGAAAAAAGAGUCACCAUACAGAUUUGGAGCGUCACUUCACUUCCACAACAGAUUGUAUCAGGAAACGUAUAUACAAUUCUCUUAAAUUUAAGGGUACGGACCAUAAAUUCCCCACGAAUAUUAUGAUGGCGCUCAUAUCAAUUGUUAACUGCCUGAAUUGUGGAACAUCGAAGAUAGAUACGGUGACUAAAAUUCUAACAUUAACAAGCGACAACACUGAUCCCAUCGUCACAAAAUUGCUCUCAUGUGUCAAAUCGAUGAUUGAAGCACUCCCAUUUGAGAACCAAACAGAAGAAAUCCAAGAGUUUGAGUUAUGCACCAGAUAUCUCCAACCACUUUUUCAACCACUUUUUGACAGUGGUGAUGAUAAGAUUAUCUUCAAAUGGACUAAUACUAUUGGAUUGAACGAUAACUUAAUAAAAAGUCGACCAGAUGGAUGCAUAAAAAAUUUUCAAAAAUCAAUCGGGUUUAUCGAAGUAAAACCAAUUGACAAGGCAAAGAAUCACAGAGAAAUCAACGUUGAUUUGCAUCGUUUAGGUAUCUUUUCUAAAGAGGGAACAACCCAAUACAAGUUGAAGCACACAUUUGCAGUAAUGGCGAUUGGCACAAACGUAAAAUUUUACUUAAGUGAGCCAGUUGGUAAUGUGCUUGCUAUGGUUGAAUUGGAUACUAUUCGCCUUCCAUUAUCACUAGAUGAACUGCCUCAAUUUGUUCCUUAUCUUGAUCGCUUAUACAAUGUUAUGGAAGCAAUUUUUAAUUGUUGUUAUAAUGAAUCAAAUGUAAGUGAAAAUUGUGACUUUGGUGUUUCAUUAGAGCCUCGAGUCAUAAAAGCGAUUACCGAGCGAUCAGUAGACAGAACUCGGGUGAAUUGUUUUUACUCAUAUUACCAUUAAUUCGUAACUUAUACCGAUUGCUUUAUUCAAAUGUAUGUGUAAUGUAAAACAUUGUUUCAAUGACGAAUAAAAAUUUCAGCUAAAGUUAAAUUUCGUUUGCUUUGCUUUUUAAUAUGAAAUACAAGUAUUUCGAAAUAUCAUUCUUUCGCUAUGACGAUGGAAAUGAGAUGUUGACAGAUGAAAAUUAAAAUGGAGUUAUUGAGUACCAGAUGGAGGUUGACAAUAUGAUCUUCUAUUCUAUUAUUUUCCUUUCUGUACCGCUAAGCUCACAAAUUGAAAUGGU